Nicotiana attenuata is the source of this 2000-nucleotide messenger RNA. RefSeq names its product transcription factor bHLH112-like. Gene Ontology annotation, molecular function: DNA-binding transcription factor activity, RNA polymerase II-specific; RNA polymerase II cis-regulatory region sequence-specific DNA binding; protein dimerization activity. Lineage: Eukaryota; Viridiplantae; Streptophyta; Magnoliopsida; Solanales; Solanaceae. Gene Ontology annotation, cellular component: nucleus. The record is from RefSeq and is a predicted model, not a curated record. Bases 226 to 1572 code for a protein of 448 amino acids. Gene Ontology annotation, biological process: regulation of transcription by RNA polymerase II. The transcript is spliced from 7 exons.
CUUUGUCUAAUCAUCUUCUCUUUUUUACAAUGUCAACCAGAUUCCGGUAGUUUCUCUUCCCACCCACCCCUAUUCUGUUUAUAUAUAUGUGGUGUAUAAAUACAACUCUCACUUCAUAAAUUCAGUUUCAUGUAAAACCAAUAAAACAAGUAGUCUACUCAAGCUUUUCAAGUUGAAACAAGAACAAGAGAGCAAGAACUAUACUGGACAAAAGAAGUAGUGGACAUGGCUGAUGAAUUUCAAGCAGGAGUUUGUGGAGGAAACUGGUGGAAUUCAAGUAGAAGUAUUUUUGGUUCAUCACUAUGUGCAGCAUCUUCUAUAGGAAACAACUUUGCAUGGCCAAAUAAUGACUUGUUGGAUAUGAAAUCCUCCUGCAGGUCUAAUGAUGAAUCUGGUAAUUCUGAUGAUUCUGUGGUUCUUCAAGAAUUACCCAAACAUGACUCCACUCUACAAAUGUUGGGUAUUGGCCUUUCUUCAUCAUCAACUUCUUCAACUCCUGAUUGGAAUCAUACCAUGAUGCAUGGAAAUGAGAGGGGUGAUAGCAGUUAUCCUUCAAUACUACAAGAAGACCUAAAUUCAAGCCUGAAUUACAGGCAAGAAACUGGGGUUGAUUGUUCUCAUGAGCUGGGAAAGAAUUUUUCUACUAUAACUGAAGAUUCUUCAAACAACUCAUUUAAACAUCAAGAUUUUACUUUAGGCAUGAAUCCAAUCACUAGCUCAACUCAUACUGAUCAAUCCACUGUGAUAUCUUCAAGCUUUCCAAUGAAUUCUUCUUUUUCUAAUUAUCCUUCAGCUUUACUUCAGACCUUAUUUGAUAAUGAUCCUCCUCCUCCUCCUCAACAGCAACCACAACAACAAUCUUUCUUUACUAAUAAUAACCAACCAAUGAAUUUCCCAGUAUCCUUAAACUAUAGGCCAAAUUUGAAUGAUCACUUUUCACCUUCUUUGCCUAAAUUCCCACCCUUGUUGAGGCCUUCUUUACCAAAACAAACACCUUCUAGUUUUCCUUUCACUAAUCCCACAUCCUUAAACAAUAUGCGCGGCAAUCUUUUGCCAUCUAUGCAUUCACAAUUGCUGCUGCAAUCACCAACAUUUCACGAGAAAUCCAGUGUUCCUAACAAUUCUGCCAAGUCUAAUGUAGAAGAAUUGCGAGAGUCGAGGGCUAAGAAAAGUGGGAAUAGUGAACCAGCAUUCAAGAGGCCAAGAAUGGAGACACCAUCACCAUUGCCAACUUUUAAGGUCAGAAAAGAGAAACUGGGGGACCGGAUAACUGCUAUCCAGCAAUUGGUUUCACCUUUCGGAAAGACUGAUACAGCUUCAGUUCUCCAUGAAGCUAUUGAGUACAUCAAGUUUCUCCAUGAUCAAGUCAAUGUUCUUAGUACUCCAUAUUUGAAAACUGGAUCACCCCCUCAACACCAACAGAGUGCUGAUAAGGUUAAGGAACAAGAAGGAUCAAAACAAGACUUAAGGAGCCGAGGGCUGUGCCUAGUACCAAUAUCAAGUACUUUCCCUGUAGCAACUGAGACUACUACAGAUUUCUGGACUCCAAAUUUCGGUGGUACAUUCAGAUAAGAGACUUAUAAUCAAUGAGGAGAAGUGAUUUAUAGCUAAUUUGGUAAUUAUAUUUUGGAGAAGAAUUAAGGAUUAAUGCACAUUGGUAUCUUAGGAAAAAAAGCAAGAAAAAGGAAAAGGAGAAAAGAAGUGACUAUUCAAAAGACGACAGCCAAUGCUGGGCCAUGAUCUACAGGCAGAAUGAUGUGUUUGUAGGCUAAGUACAUGAUUAUUAUAGAGGAUAAUGUAGAGCUGUAAUAACAAUAAUAAUCUAGGUUUAGGAACAGGAACAGGUGCUAAAUUUAGCUGAGAGUUUUAGAUUAGUUUAUUUAACAAAAUUGUUAUGUUUGUGUUGUUGUGGGUGUUGGUUGGGCUGAAUUUAGCACAGGAUAGAAAACUUUUUGUUCCUGUUUCUAUAUUUAUAUAUUUAAGCUUAUGAGUUAUUAUGA